GGAAUGACAUAUUCGCGCUAUUCAAUAGUUUGAAAUCGACAAAAAUAAUAAAUAUUUAUAUUCCUAUCUAACUUCUCCUUAAGUAUUAUUGUAUCGAUUUUCAGUGUACUAUGGUGAUAAUUUAAAUUUAUCAAUCUCCUUUCUAAUAUAUGUUGAUUAUACUGUACAAGCCUUAAUAUAAAUGCAAGAAAAAGCAGACCUAAUAUCUUAAAUUGAGAAUUUAAUUGAAACAAGUGGUUAAAUGUUUUUUUUUAAUUGAUUCAUGAAUAAAAUAAUUUUUAAAAAUGGAUCUUGAAGAAGAGUUCAAGGAUGUCAAUGUAGAAGAUCCAACUUCGAUGGAUAAAGUUUUAAUAUUGUUAGAAAGUAUUCAAGCCGAAGAUGAUGAAUUUAUGGAGAUACUAUUAAGUAAACAAAAUGAUAUGAUUAUAACUUGGGAACAACCAUGGUAUCAGAAAGGGAGCUGUUUAACAAGACCAUUGAAAAUAACAGAUGAUUCUCUACCAAAAUUCAGAACUGAUUCUAUAUGUAAAGACGAAAGUGACGAAAUACAUCAAAACUGGCGCCGAUUUCGUAAGCUGUUCAAUGUUCCCAAUAAACCGGUAUGCAUAGCUAGAUGGAGAAAUAAAACAAAAUGCAAACGCCCAAAUACACCAGCCGAAUAUGUGAGACGGUUCGUGAUAGCUUUCUUGGCUCAAGGUCUCGAAAGGAAUCUGUAUCAGGUGUACAAACAUGUGGUUGUGCGGUACGGAAAUAAAGUUAAGGGAAACUACUCUAAACAUGAAGAGAAGGUUAUGAACAUCUGCCUUUUCCACAACCCUAAAAGUACUGUGCCUUAUCUAUCUGCAGUUUUCGGUAGAGAACCCAGAGGGAUAUACAAGAGGAUGCUGCAACUAUAUCAGGGUAAACCACCAAAGAAAAAAUUAAAAUGGACACUAUCAUUGGCAUCAAAAUUUGUGAAUUUAUUACUCGAAUACACUGGAGAACCAUUGGAGAAUUUAAAAUACAAGAGCAUAGAAAAAUCAGUAUGGCUUAAACUUGAACAAGAUAUGGGACAAUUAUAUAUAUAUUUACAAUAUUUUUGGGCUGUAACAUUGCAUUCUCAAAUUUUUGUUAAAUUUGACGUCGAAUUACAGACCCUGAGAAGACAUUUAUAUAAAAAACUAAAGCUUUACCCAUAUAAAGUGUGGACUGAUAUACGAUGGAAGGAAAUGUUGAAACAUGUCCCCGACGGGUUCACUCAUAACUUCUUACACAACGUAUGUCGCAAACUAGCUCGCUCCUACGAAGGAUAUUUAAAUGUACCGCUAGAGGAACUUAUACAGUAUGCAUUAAAUAAACCAUGCACGAAAAGAAGAUUAAAAACACUUGCAUUAAAUGAACACAGUGUGCUGGAAGUCAUUAGGCCCAGCUUCCGCUCUCAAAAAAAUUAAUGAUAUAGAAGUAAAGUCAUCUUCGCCGUUAGCGAUCUAUGGUAGGGACAUACCCUAUUACAUUUGUCUUGUCAAAUGUCAACUUGCUCUUGAUCGAUAUCGGAUAUUAAACAUUGCCGGUGUUUCUAAUAAUACUUCUAUAUAUAUAUCUAAGUAAACUAGAAAAAGCAGUUAUUAAGUGUUUAAGCAUUAUAGUUAUUUAUUGAAUCUUAAAAUGAUUAAUCAUAUAUAAAACAACAAUAUGAA
Danaus plexippus (monarch butterfly) is the source of this 1676-nucleotide messenger RNA. RefSeq lists its product as uncharacterized. The record is from RefSeq and is a predicted model, not a curated record. NCBI's taxonomy places the organism in Eukaryota, Metazoa, Arthropoda, Insecta, Lepidoptera, Nymphalidae. The transcript has 7 exons. Bases 285 to 1430 code for a protein of 381 amino acids.